AUGUAUGAAAUCUUGGUUUUGAUAGAUUUCCAGAAGAAGCAGCCAGACGAUGACUCUACUCCCAGCACAAGCAACAGCCAGUCAGAUUUGUUCUCUGGAGAAACGAACAGUGACAACAGCAAUACCUCUCUAACCACGCAGGCCGCUAACUCCAACCAGCAACUUUUGACAGAACUGAAUGUAACUUCACCGAGCAAAGAGGAAUGUGGGCCAUGCACAGGUACAGCUCAUGCCUCGUUAACCACACCAACCAAAAGAUCUUGCGACUCAGAUUCACAGUCGGAGAGUGAGGCUUCUCCUGUGAAACGGCCACGGCUACUGGAUGACAGUAAUGACAGGCCUGAAGAAACCAGUCGAUCCAAACAGAAGAGUAGACGCCGAUGCUUCCAGUGCCAAACAAAACUGGAGCUAGUACAGCAGGAACUGGGAUCAUGUCGCUGUGGUUAUGUGUUCUGUAUGUUACAUCGCCUGCCUGAACAACAUGACUGCACAUUUGACCACAUGGGACGUGGGCGUGAGGAAGCCAUUAUGAAAAUGGUGAAACUGGAUCGGAAAGUAGGGAGAUCUUGCCAACGCAUUGGCGAAGGAUGUUCCUGAGUGCAAGACUGCAACCAAAUGCUGUUCUCUUAGUUCACUAAUGUUAGCCUUAUUUAGGACAAAGUCAGCCAGACACCUUGUACUAGGCAAGUUUCAGACUACAGCCAAUCAGUUUCCUUUCUUUAGCCAACCGUCCUGGUACUGUAGUUUAGGGGUUGAUGGUGGUUGAAAUUGAUUUCUGGCUGGUUACUAAGGUGCCUGCUAGCCACCGUAUAAAAAUAAAACAUGAAGAAAUAUUAUUUUUGAGCAUGGCUAGUGGAUUUAAACAAAACAAGAAAAAUCCAAAGGCUUCUGUUAUUGCUGGAGUCACUCUAAAAGCCUUACGCUGGAAACAUUCCAGCUGCAGAAUUAAAACAAAUAGUUGUAUAGAACCUGGUGUAAAAGUUUGCUAUGCACAUGGCUUUCGGACAAACUGUUUAAUGUGCAGCCUUUCACCUCUUCACUGCUAGUGAAUCCUGGGGAGGUGAAAUACUACUAAAAGCAGCAACUGCAGCUGCUUGAGCCCAGAAGACCUGACUGGUCACUCGUGCCUUCAUCGCGUGUGGCUUUUGAGUUAGGCAGUGUCACCAGCAUCAGGGAUUCUGUUGGGGUAGGAACAUCUUUCUGGUUCUUCCCAGGAAGCCAAAAAGAAAGGGGGGACAGAGAUUCUUAUGAAAAAUUUUUAUAUCUAUCUUACUAUAAAGAACCUAUCAGGGUUUUUUUUUUCUUUCUUUCUUUCUUCUCAGUUAAAUUAUGAUCUCACUUUAGAGCCAACUCCAUCCCAGAGCAGUAAAUGGUGCAUACUUUCCACAUGGCAUCCACAGAGAUUCUACGAGUUGUGUGAACCGAUUCCACAUACCUUGAGCAGUGCAGCCAUUCCCACCGGCCGAAACCUGAUUGGCUCUUGUUUGCCUUUUGCUAAGUGCAGGUAUCUGAUAAUUGAUCAAAUAAGGCUAAUUCACAGCACAGUAGCCAUGGCUGGAUUCUACAGACUGACUUUCUGUAGCUAGACUUAUAUAUUGGGGAAAAAAAGGACAUUUUGUAGCAAACGGAAUUCAGUAACAGUAUUGGGGAACAACUGGUAAAAACACCCUUUAUGAGAUUGAGUUUGUGUUCCUCACUUCCAGAGUGUCAAUGAGAUAAUCAAAUGGGCUAUAUCGGCCCCCUUUCUAUGCAGCUGAACGCUCUCAUGAAAAUCUCUGCCCACAUCUAUUGCAAAGCAAGUAUAGCAAGUGAAUGUGAAAAGCAUUACAUGGAGUAGAAUGUUUUGGAUCUGUUUAGACCUAUGGUUCUGUAUUAUGGUAUGUCACGUUGAGCUGAGCUGAACUGAAUUGCACCAGUCUUGUCAGUUUGGAAACAGAAAAGCAAACAUAAUUAUCAAUCGGCAUGUCUCCUGCUGCACACGGGGUUUAUGCAGGUAAAAAAGGAUUUGUACUGAUGUGGCCCAGCUUAAUCCUGUGUGAAUUUAGCUUCUCAGUCUAUUAGUAGGGUAUUAACAAUCAGGCAAAUUUGUAAGAAAACCUGAGGGAGGGAAAGAUUUUUGUCUCCAAAUACUGGGCAGAUAGAUAAAAAACAUCAGAGGGGUGAAAUAACGUGUCAUUUUGAAAAACCCCAGCAUUUUGGGAGUAAGCUUGUGUGAGUCAUCCUCCAUUCUACUUGUUACAGGUAACUAACUCCUUAUAGGCCAAGUUAUAUUUUUACUUUGGUAGCCAGCUAGGAGCAUUUAACAAGGAGACAACUAAUUUAAAAAAAAAAAAAAAAAAAAAAAGAAUAUAUAUAUGUCUCUCCAUACACACACUCAGCAUCUGACUGUAUUAGCAUUAAUUAACCAUGAAGCAAAUCAGAAGUGUCCCAUCAUUAUAAAAUGCAAGCUAUUCAAAAGGCAAGCUGUUUGGUUUUUUUUUUUAGUAUUGUUAUUAUUCAAGAAUAUGAAACCAGCAGCAAAAUCUUCUGUCAUGUGCUGCAUUUUCAGGAAAUGGCCCUGGUGAGAGGGACUGUCCAUGGAUAUUAUUUACAUUUGCUGUGAGGAGUUUAAAAAAAACAUGGAUUUUGGUGGCUGCUGUGAUACGCACUUUCUUUUCCUACAAAAUUCUAUCAUAGCAUUUGAUGGGCAUUCUGAUUGAUACACAAGACUUUUCUGCAUUAAUACUGAAGAUGCUUUUUUGUUCUCCUUAAUAUUCUCUUUAAUCUCGUUACAAGUGCACAGAUGGUUUCAAGGUGGCUCUUGAGAGAACACUACUUAAAGUUCAUGUGAAUUAUGGACAAUGUUCACUUUAAACAAAAAAGUUGGGGAGGGGGUUGUUCCUUUGCAGUAUCUGUUCUGUGAAGUUUGUUAAACGUAAAGAAAGCUUAAGUUCUUGUAUCUUAAAAGAAGAUCUUAUUUAACCCUUUUGUGUUCUAGAUUUACUUACUCAUGUAGCCUAGAGCUCAGUUUUAGUUUAACAUUGUGAAAAUAUUAAAAGAAUCUUGUAACUUUAUUCUUUUUCCUCCUGCUAAAAAAAAAUUAAACCAAUCAGAUUAAAGUUUGAAUUCCUUUCUGCCUA
This is a messenger RNA of Nipponia nippon (crested ibis), 3119 nucleotides long. NCBI's taxonomy places the organism in Eukaryota, Metazoa, Chordata, Aves, Pelecaniformes, Threskiornithidae. The record is from RefSeq and is a predicted model, not a curated record.